GCAGGAGGCAGGCCUAUGGCUGUAGGAAGGAACAACACAAUUGUGACAAAAUUCAUCCUGCUGGGACUUUCAGACCAUCCUCAAAUGAAGAUUUUCCUUUUCGUGUUAUUUCUGGGGCUCUACCUCCUGACGUUGGCCUGGAACCUAUGCCUCAUCACUCUAAUCAGAAUGGACUCUCACCUGCAUACACCCAUGUACUUCUUCCUCAGUAACCUGUCUUUCCUGGACAUCUUCUAUGUGUCCUCCACUGCCCCUAAGAUGCUCUCUGACAUCAUCACAGAGCAGAAAACCAUUUCCUUUGUUGGCUGUGCCACUCAGUACUUUGUGUUCUGUGGGAUGGGGCUGACUGAGUGCUUUCUCCUGGCAGCUAUGGCUUAUGACCGGUAUGCUGCAAUCUGCAACCCCUUGCUUUAUACAGUCCUCAUAACCCAUACACUUUGUUUAAAGAUGAUGGUUGGUGCCUAUGUGGGUGGAUUCCUUAGUUCUUUCAUUGAAACAUACUCUGUCUAUCGGCAUGAUUUCUGUGGGCCCAAUAUGAUCAACCACUUUUUCUGUGACCUCCCUCCAGUCCUGGCUCUGUCCUGCUCUGAUACCUUCACCAGCCAGGUGGUGACCUUCACAGUGGGUGUUGUCGUUGGAAUAGUCUCUGUGCUAGUGGUCCUCGUCUCCUAUGGUUACAUUGUUGCCGCUGUUCUGAAGAUCAGCUCAGCUACAGGUAGGACCAAGGCCUUCAGCACUUGUGCCUCUCACCUGACUGCUGUGACCCUCUUCUAUGGUUCUGGAUUCUUCAUGUACAUGCGACCCAGUUCUAGCUACUCCCUAAACAGGGAUAAGGUGGUGUCCAUAUUCUAUGCGUUGGUGAUCCCCAUGGUGAAUCCCACCAUCUACAGUUUUAGGAAUAAGGAGAUUAAAAAUGCCAUGAGGAAAGCCAUGGAAAGGAGCCCCAUGAUUUCUCACAGUCGACCAUUUUUAUGACCUUGGGCUAAUGUUUACAGUGAAGCUGUGAGCUGGGUCAAUUGUGCAGACAUUUACGUAAUUUUGAACUAGUUGAUCUAUAGAAGGAGUUAUUGUGAAUUGGGCUUUUUUCCCACUUCCUAAGAUUUCAAUUUGGCCAUUGUUGCUUUGUAAAAUGAAUAGCAUUGUACAGUUUGAGGUUUUAAAUGCUCUGUUUAGCAGAAAACUUCACCACGACAAAAACACCCUGGAAUAGCAAAACAGAGUUUAUUUGUAUAGCAGGAGAAUCUUGAAAAAAUGUUAGUCCAGCAUUUAGUGUGGUGAUCUUUAGGGUAUGACAGGGUGUACCGACGUGAAGAGGAUGAUGCUUUUUCUAAACACAGUUUUCCUUCUUCUGAAAUUCUCAAAUGCUUUCAUUAGAGCUCUUGAAAACCACAGGCAGACACCUUCCCAUGUUUCAGAAUCAUGGCGGUAUAAGCCCCAGUGACUGAUGGGAGAGUUUUAAUACUCUUUAGCUGCAUGAAGGCAGGAAUUCUGAUUUGGGCCUUGAUAUAAUUUGGAUAUUUGUCCCCACCCAUAUCUCAUGUCAAAUUGGAAUCUCCAGUGCUGGAGGUGGGGUCUGGUGGGAGGUGUUUGAAUCCUGGGAGGUAUAUUCCUCACUGCUUGGUGCUAUAUUCAUGAUAGUGAGUUCUUGAGAGAGCUGGUCAUUUAAAAGUGUGUAGCACUCCUCCCUGCCCGCACCACUUUCUCUCUCCUCUCACUCUGUCUCUCUCUUGCUCGGGCUUUUGCCAUGUGAUAUGUCUGCUCCCCCUUUGCCUUCUGUCAUGAUUGUAAGCUUCCUGAGGCCUCCCUAGAAGCUGAGCUGAUGCCAGCACCAUGCUUCCUGUAAAGCCUGAAGAACUGUGAGCCAAUUAAAUCUCUUUAUCAAUUACCUAGCCUAAGGAAUAUUUUUACAGCAGUGCAAGAACAGACUAGUAUAGGCCUUAAUGACUGAACAAACAACUCUUGGCCAAUUCAAUCAACUACAAAAAGAGGUCACUAAAACAAUUUAAAUAAAACCAAGGAAUUUAUUGCUUAAGCCCAAAGUGACAGCUUUCUAACCAACAAUUAAUGUUUCUUAGGAAUCUAAAGGGAAGCAUACACUCAUUUGGAAUGAAAAGUUCUCUAUUUUUGCCAGGGUUGUGAUAAAUUAUAGAAGAGAACUUAGCUAAGGCGUUGAAGAAAAUAAUUUUUCUCCUCUACAUUUUCUCAGAACUUGUUAUGUGUCUUUGAGCUGGCAGUAAAGAACUCGAAUAAAUUUAUUCAGCUGUGGCCUUUCUUGGGUAGGCCAUAAAUAAGUGAGUAAAUAAUAUCUGCCUCUGUCUUUUAAAAAUUUUUUAUUAUUAUACUUUAAGUUCUGGGGUACAUGUACAGAUCAUGCAGGUUUGUUACAUAGGUAUACACAUGCCA
This is a messenger RNA of Callithrix jacchus (white-tufted-ear marmoset), 2403 nucleotides long. RefSeq names its product olfactory receptor 5A2. NCBI's taxonomy places the organism in Eukaryota, Metazoa, Chordata, Mammalia, Primates, Cebidae. Gene Ontology annotation, biological process: G protein-coupled receptor signaling pathway. The record is from RefSeq and is a predicted model, not a curated record. Gene Ontology annotation, cellular component: membrane. Gene Ontology annotation, molecular function: G protein-coupled receptor activity; olfactory receptor activity.